AUGAGAAGUAAAUGUCUCCUUUUACUGUUGAUCAUAACUUCCAUCUACGUUGGAGUUUCUGCAAAGAAUCACUCCUCAAGACCUAUUUUAAGGAGAAGUGAUUUCCCAGAAGAUUUCAUUUUUGGAUCUGCCACUUCUGCAUACCAGUGUGAAGGUGCUGCUCAUGAAGAUGGUAGAGGACCAAGUAUCUGGGACACCUUCUCUGAAAAUUUUCCAGAGAAGAUAUUGGAUGGUAGUAAUGGGUCCAUUGCUGAUAAUUCUUACAACCUAUACAAGGAAGAUGUGAAUUUGCUGCAUCAAAUUGGCUUCCAUGCUUACCGAUUCUCGAUCUCAUGGUCACGGAUUUUGCCUCGUGGGGAUUUAAAGGGAGGUAUCAACCAGGCCGGAGUAGAUUAUUACAACAACUUGAUUAAUCAACUUCUGUUAAAAGGAAUGAAGCCAUUUGUCACAAUCUUUCACUGGGACCUACCAGCGGCACUUGAACAUGCUUACGGUGGCUUCCUCGGAGCUGAGAUUGUGAAUGAUUUCCGGGACUAUGCAGAACUCUGCUUCCAGAAAUUUGGAGAUAGAGUGAAACAUUGGGUGACAGUAAACGAGCCAUUUACAGUGGUACGUGAUGCUUACAUAAUUGGUCAAAAGGCACCUGGAAGAUGUUCCAGUUUCACUAAUCCUAAUUGCACCGGGGGUGAUGGAGCCACCGAACCUUACAUCGUCGGCCAUAACUUCCUCCUCGCUCAUGGAGCCGCCGUCAAGAUAUACAGAGAAAAGUACCAGGCAAUUCAGAAAGGCAAAAUUGGUAUCGCCUUAAACACAGAAUGGCACUACCCUUACUCGGAUUCUUAUGCUGACAAACUAGCCGCAGCUCGAGCCACGGCCUUCACCUUUGACUACUUCUUGGAGCCAAUCGUCUAUGGUAGAUACCCAGCCGAAAUGGUAAACCAUGUGAAAGACGGUCGCCUUCCUACAUUCACACCAGAAGAGUCAUCAAUGCUAAAAGGAUCAUAUGAUUUCAUAGGUCUUAACUAUUACUUAUCUUUCUACGUUAAAGACGUGCGGUGUGCAACUGAAAACAUCACCAUGUACACCGAUCGUUGCGCCAGCACAGUAGGUGAGCGAAAUGGAGUGCCUAUCGGUCCAACGGUAGUUUCUACAAUCUAUGAUUCAAUUCAGGCUGGUUCGAGUUGGCUUAUGAUAUACCCCAAGGGUAUUCGUGAUCUUCUACUGCAUGCAAAAUUAAAAUACAAUGAUCCCGUCUUGUAUAUAACAGAAAACGGAGUGAAUGAACCUAACACUGGAGAAAUCUUUCUUAAUGACGACUUGAGAAUUGACUACUACGCUAAUCACCUUAAGAUGGUUCGCGAUGCAAUCUCGAUGGGGGUGAAUGUGAAAGGAUAUUUUGCAUGGUCGUUGAUGGAUAACUUCGAGUGGUCGGAAGGAUACACGGUCCGGUUCGGGAUAGUGUAUGUGGACUUCAGAAAUGGACGUAAGAGGUAUCCCAAGAAAUCAGCUAAGUGGUUUAGGAGAUUGUUGAAGGGAAAGUAUAAUGGGACUAAACAGCAAGUGGCUGUUAUGUAGUAAAUCACGAUUUGUUGUCUACAUAUGAUAGGAUAUGUAGCGUGC
This is a messenger RNA of Brassica oleracea var. oleracea, 1620 nucleotides long. Its product is annotated as beta-glucosidase 16-like. Gene Ontology annotation, molecular function: beta-glucosidase activity. Gene Ontology annotation, biological process: carbohydrate metabolic process. The transcript has 12 exons. The record is from RefSeq and is a predicted model, not a curated record. Lineage: Eukaryota; Viridiplantae; Streptophyta; Magnoliopsida; Brassicales; Brassicaceae. The coding region runs from base 1 to 1575 and encodes 524 amino acids.